CCGGGCAAUGAAACUAAUCGGGGACGCGGCUCCAGCGCCGUGGCCCGAGGGACUUUUCUUCCGGGCUGCUUUUGCUUUUCUGCCCCCACCUCAGGAUCCCCCGCAGGACCGCUUUAAGCGACGGCUCCUGCCCCAGCCUGGCUCCGCCCCGCCUAAAGGGACUUACUUUGCCCAACGGACUCCCUUGGCAGCAGUUCCGUGAAUUCUAACGCAGGAGCAACAAGGAGGCGCUUGGCUGUUGCGGGCGACCCAGAGGGGCUCCGGGCCGGAAUGGACGCGCUGGAGGCGAUCUGGGGUCUGCUGCGCCUCUUGCUGGCGGUGGCCCUUCUGGCCUUCGGCCUUUAUUGCUGCUACAUCAAAUACGUCCACCUGAAAUACGAUUACAUCCCUGGCGCCCCGAGGACCAGCUUUUUCUUAGGUCACCUGUCAAUCAUGUGGAGAACGUUUAAAAAUAAUGAAGUGGUUUAUGAUCUUUUGGCACAGUGGGCUGAAGAAUAUGGACCAGUUGUGCGUAUUAAUGCCUUUCACAGAGUCAUAGUGUUAAUAUUAAGUCCUGAAGGAGUAAAGGAGUAUCUGAUGCUACCACAAUACCCAAAAGACCCAUUUGCGUAUGCCCGUGUUUUUAAUAUGUUUGGUGUAAGAUUUUUAGGGAAUGGCUUGGUAGCAGAUCUCGACUAUAACCACUGGCACAAGCAACGGAGAAUUAUGGAUCCAGCUUUUAGCCGAACUUACCUGAUGGGGUUAAUGGGAAUCUUCAAUGACAAAGCAGAAGAGCUUAUGAAGGUGCUGGAAGAGAAAGCCAAUGGAGAGACAAAAGUUGAUAUAAUGAGCUUGCUGAGACGAGUGACUCUUGACAUCAUUGCAAAGGCGGGUUUUGACUUAGAACUGAACACACUGUACGAUGACCAAACGCCUUUCCCACAUGCAGUGACUAUGAUCAUGGAAGGCGUUUCCGAGGCACGCAUCCCUACUUUUGAGUACAUGCCAGGGAAUAGAAAAAUGGUGAAAAAGGUUCAGGAAAGCUUGAGGCUGAUACGUCGUACUGGGAAGGAGUGUAUCGAGCAGAGGCGCAAGGCCAUCCAGAAUGGAGAGGAGACCCCUAUGGAUAUUCUUACUCUGAUCUUGAAGAAUGCAGCGCAGGAGGGAGACUAUGAUGAAGAAAACAUGCUGGACAACUUUAUCACCUUCUUUUUUGCAGGUCACGAAACCACUGCCAAUCAGUUGUCCUUUGCCAUCAUGGAGCUGGGACGGCAACCUGACAUUGUGGCGAAACUUCAGGCUGAAGUGGAUGAAGUCAUUGGCGUAAAGAGAGACGUUAACUAUGAAGAUCUUGGCAACCUUCGCUAUUUAUCACAGGUUCUCAAAGAAGUCCUGCGAUUGUACUCAACGGUUCCAAACACUUUACGCUGGACAGACACUGAAAAUAUCAUUGAAGGGGUCAAAAUUCCAGCAAACACCACCCUACUUUUCAGCAUGUAUAUCAUGGGACGCAUGGAAAGGUAUUUCAAGGACCCACUGACCUUUGAUCCUGACCGAUUUGGCAAAGAUCAGCCAAAGCCAUACUAUUCCUACUUCCCAUUUUCCUUGGGGCCUCGUUCCUGCAUUGGGCAGACGUUUGCACAGAUGGAGGCUAAAGUGUUGAUGGCUAAAUUUCUGCAGAGGUUUGAAUUCCAGCUGGUCCCACCACAGAGCUUUAAACUUUUGGACAGUGGAACACUGAGGCCAUUAGAUAACGUUGUAUGCAGACUGAAGCUACGCAACCCUCUUGCUUUUGAAAGAGAUUGAGAACAAUAUUGAUGACAACAGUUUGGAAUUGCGACAAGAAAACGCUAAAGUGUAUUUCAUAGAUGAAUUAAGACUGAAAUGUAUCAUAAUGGAAUUUGCACUGGGAUUAAGAGGGUUUGCGGUAUGAACUAAACACUGAAUUGAUUAAACUGGAAAGGGCCAACAAAGGUGGCCCCAAUAAUUCAGCAAAAACUGAUAUUACUGAAAGACAGUUCGAUGUGUGCCAUAUUAUGAUGGCACAAAAACUUCUGUAAAUGUGUUGCACAUGCAAGUGUAUGGAAACAUGGGCAUGUGAAGUACUAUACAUGCUUAUGGCGGUUUCCACUGGGGAGCAGUGAGCCCAUAACAUUCAUGUUCUGGCCAUAUAUGAUACAAAUAGAAAAGAGAUUUAUAUAUAUAUUUAGAUGGAAAAUGAUAACCAAACACACGUGGUUAACAUAUCGUGACAUAUUAAAUUUUCUACAAAGUGAAUAUAAAAUGAAAUCGAGAGAAGAUUUAAAUUGACAAAGAUAUGAUUAUCAAUGGUUUUUCUAUGUGCAAUUGUUAGAAAGAUUUACAACUGAUAAAAGACUGUAUGGAUUUGAUCAAUCCAUGAUGGUAUUUGAAUCAGAAUUAUGUGUGAAUGAUGAACAUUAGACAUUUUUCUAAACAUUAGACAUUAUCUGAAUUUAAUGUUGCCUAGUAACCCCUUAUAGACUUUUUGCAGGAAAUCGAAAGAAAUGAACUGAUGAUUUGUGCUUUUGAAGACUAAGAGGCAAAAAAAAAAAUUAGACGGAAAGGAGAAGUUUUUUUAUCGUGAUUUUAGAGUGAGUGUAUAAUAUAUAAUGACUAUAUAUCUUUCACAGAGAAAAUUGGAGAUUAUUCCUAUAUCUUUCUAUAUAUUCCUGUUCCUUUUUUUCUUUUUAAUUUUUCUUUUUUAGCCUUUUUAUAUUCUGUUUAAAAAUUCUUAAUAAAAAAAAGAUAUAUAUGGA
Eublepharis macularius is the source of this 2756-nucleotide messenger RNA. RefSeq names its product cholesterol 24-hydroxylase-like. Lineage: Eukaryota; Metazoa; Chordata; Lepidosauria; Squamata; Eublepharidae. The transcript has 15 exons. The record is from RefSeq and is a predicted model, not a curated record. Gene Ontology annotation, biological process: cholesterol catabolic process. Bases 271 to 1785 code for a protein of 504 amino acids. Gene Ontology annotation, molecular function: iron ion binding; cholesterol 24-hydroxylase activity; heme binding.